AUGACCUCUAUCACCCCGACCUCUAUGCCCCCACGCGGCCCUUUCAGCGAGCAAGCUACUUUCACUCCUUCCCCGGAGACGUCCCCUCGUCCCAUUGGAGCAUUCGAUUCCUGCCUUGGAAAACGCAAGUUUGCUGAAGGCGACUGGUUUCCUGGGGCAGGAAUUCCCUUCUAUAGCUUUGGUUACGAGAACGAUUCCAAGGCAAAGUUGUACCGGACUUCUAUCCUCUUCACCGAACUCAAGAAUCAAGUGGAUGAAAUGAUUGCAAGGAAGCAUGCCACCGACGCGAAAGAGCGCCAGAUCUCGGCUCAGAUUGCAUCUCAGCAUCCCAUCAGCUUCCCCGAGUCAGUUGACCAGCCGGCAAACGCGAGCCCGCAGUACCAGCUCGAGUGCUCGAAGGGAGAUAUCAGCGAAGUCGAGGUUGUGGCCAAGAAAGGAAACUCUCUUCCUGCUCCUCUGACCGAGGCUGUCCUCCGUACCGCGUACAACGAGCUGCCAGCGGGUGCAAGGAACGCGAUCGAGACCUGCGUGCGCUGCUGGAGGGAGAAGAAGCUCGGUGCCGAUGAGAUGCUGAGCACUGUGUCGUCCUUCUCUGGAUCCAGUAGCACGCUGGCCAGUGUGUUUCACAAAGCGCAGAGCUUUGGUCAGGCGGACGAGGGCGAGAUGGCGACGGAGGAUCAGUUCCGUGAGCUUUCGCUCAUGGCCAUGUCCUUGUAA
Guillardia theta CCMP2712 is the source of this 717-nucleotide messenger RNA. RefSeq lists its product as hypothetical. The transcript has 2 exons. The coding region runs from base 1 to 717 and encodes 238 amino acids. NCBI's taxonomy places the organism in Eukaryota, Cryptophyceae, Pyrenomonadales, Geminigeraceae. The record is from RefSeq and is a predicted model, not a curated record.